AUGUCAUCACCGUCGGGAACGCAAAUUAGUGUUUUAAGUAACCCAAAGAAUAAUUUGGACGCAAAAUUCCAAAAUAUCGAGAGAGAUAUUAAGAAAUCACUGCGUGUCUCUUGCCGAGACAAUCUCAAUGAAUAUUUGAAUAAUUCGACAUUGCAUGGUUUUUCACGAGUUGAACGAGCAUUUUUCAUAUGCAUGUUUUUCGUGGUCGUACUUCUUUCCAUUUAUUUUAUAUCGAAUGUUUGGAUCAAGGUGCCAUUUCCAGCAGGUUUAAAGUUUGAAGUAAAAUCACAACAGAUGUUUAUUGUUGUAUUGUUUUUAUGCGGACUCGCAGUUACAGUAUGCAGUAUGAAUCAAGUAAAAAAGAGUGUCGCGGAAAGUUAUUCAAACAAUAGCAGAGAAUAUUCGGUGAUUAAGAGCAUAUGCCGACUGGACGAAUACCAUGAUGAAAAUGGUCCGAAUGAAACAGGAUCAUGGGAUCUCUUUCGAGAAAUGAUUAAACAGGUUCGCAGAAAAUAUUUCAUGAAAAUAAGUGAUUUCAAAGAAUUCGGUGACAAUGACACGUUUUAUGACGAAGAUGAUCAUUGGACACAAUGGAAUAUGGAAGCGGGCUAUUCAAAAUUUGAAAGAGAUGAAAAGCGUUAUCCGCUUCCUGGUGUUGGGUCGGGAAAUGAAUUGGGACUCUCAUUAAUCCUGAAAACACAAUUAGACGAUUAUUUUUGUGCGUCAACGAAAAGUUAUGGAUUCAAAGUGCUUUUACACUCACCAAAUGAACUUCCAAAGGUAGCUCAGUAUGGAAUUGCCGUACCAACUAAUUACGAAUCGAGAAUUGCAAUAAUGCUCACAAUCUCUGAAGCAAGUCAUUCGAUUCGUAAAACGCCGAUUCCGAUUAGACAGUGCAUUUUUGAAGACGAAAGUGAACUGGAAUACUAUCGGACCUAUUCAGACAGGAAUUGUGAAAGUGAAUGCGAAACAAAAUUACUGCUCAAACAUUGCAAAUGUGUUAUGUACUAUCAACCACGUGCUAAUCCAAACAUUUCAAUUUGCGGAUCGGCCGAUAUGGGAUGCAUAAAAAAUGUUGAUCAAGCAAUCGAAGCAAGGGAAAAUACUUCAUUUGAUUGCAGUUACUGCAAAAAUGGAUGCUCCGCGAUUAUCUAUGGCUCAACAUAUUCAACUGCAAAAAUAUUCGACGGAGAACCGUACCUACGAAAGAAACAUCUUGAUCCAAAAAAUACUGCAAUUGUUCACAUUUAUUACCCUCGAUCUUCUUUUCGAAGCCAACGCCUGGAAGAGUACGUCGGAUUCACGGAUUUCUUAUCAAAUAUGGGCGGAUUGUUGGGCCUCUUCAUGGGAUUCAGUGUCAUUUCAGUUUUUGAAAUUUUCUAUUUCAUUUCCAUUUGACCGUACAUGCAAUAUUUACGAUUUUCGAUGCAACGCCGUGAUUUAAUGGCAAAAAUCAUUCGGCAAGUGGAGAAAUUGCGCCAGAA
Contarinia nasturtii (swede midge) is the source of this 1484-nucleotide messenger RNA. RefSeq names its product pickpocket protein 28-like. The transcript is spliced from 10 exons. Gene Ontology annotation, cellular component: membrane. Gene Ontology annotation, molecular function: ligand-gated sodium channel activity. Lineage: Eukaryota; Metazoa; Arthropoda; Insecta; Diptera; Cecidomyiidae. Gene Ontology annotation, biological process: sodium ion transmembrane transport. The record is from RefSeq and is a predicted model, not a curated record. The coding region runs from base 1 to 1398 and encodes 465 amino acids.